GCCACCCAGGUCAGCGGGAAGAUGGGGAACAGCAGAAGCGGCUUGCAGCACAAAUUCACUUCCCAGUUUCUUCCUGAGGAGCAGGUGGAGGUUGAUAGAUUGUUCAACGUGCUCUCGGCAGAGGAAGCCAACCCCAGGCCCCCGUUCCAGACCUUCUCUCUGAAGGCUCUCAAGAGGCAUGUCGGGAAGGCCCUCCCCCCCGAGAUGGUCACCAGGCUGUAUAAUGGCAUGAAGGCCCUCGACCUGCCGGGCAAGGGGCAGAGGCCCAGCGACGGCAUCUCCCGGGAGCAGUUCACAGUGUCCAUGUCCCACCUGCUGAAAGGCAGCUCCGAGGAAAAGAGUCUUGUGGUCCUGAAGAUGAUUUCUGCCACAGAAGAGCCUGUGAAGGCAGGAGAAGUGCAGAAGUUUGCGCAGGACCUGGUCGGCGCUGUGGUGCACGUGCUGCACCACAGGAAGUUGCUGCGGGGCUGGGAGGGGCAGGCAGUGCCCGACGCCAACCCCCGCAUCCGCGAGCUGGCUGCGCAGCUGCUCUCCGAGGUGAAGCUUCAAGGUGGCAGGAAGCCUGCGGGGCCCCAGUGGCAGGACUGCGCCUGUGACCGAGCUGUGGUCGAGGACUGGGUGUUCAGGGUCCCCCACGUGGCCUCCUUCCUGAGCGUGGUCAUCCACAGAGGCCUUGCCCUCAUGCCCUCGUCCCUCGACCUGGCCACCCUGGUCCCCCAGCGCCAGGUGGCCCAGGGGCGGGAGUUCGAGAGCCUCCUGGACGUGCCGUCGCUCGUCUACAUCAACUCCCACCUGCCCGCCGAGCUGCGGCACCGCUGGCGCCUGCUGUUCGCCUCCGAGCUCCACGGGCACAGCUUUGCCCAGCUCCUCGGGCACAUCGUGCACCAGGGGCCCUGCGUGACGCUCCUGGAGGACCACGACGGCCAUGUGUUCGGCGGCUUUGCCUCCUGCUCCUGGGAGGUCAAGCCUCAGUUUCAAGGGGACAGCAGGUGCUUCCUGUUUUCCAUCUCACCCCAGAUGGCUGUGUUCACCCACACAGGCUAUAAUAACCACUUCAUGUACUUGAAUCACGGGCAGCAGACCAUCCCAAACGGCCUGGGCAUGGGCGGGCAGCACAACUAUUUUGGGCUGUGGAUCGAUGUCGAUUUUGGAAAAGGACACAGCAAGGCCAAGCCCACAUGCACCACAUACAGCAGCCCGCAGCUGUCAGCCAAGGAGGACUUCCAGUUUGAGAAGAUGGAGGUGUGGGCCGUGGGCGACGCUGAGGUGACCCAGGCCAAGAACGGAAAGAGCAUUCUGGAUGUGGACCCGGAGGCUCAGGCGCUGCUGGAAAUCAGUGGACGGACACUCCAUAGCCACGGGCUCCGGGAAGCCUCAGCAGAGUGAGGAGGAACCCCCAGUGCAUCCUUCUGGAGUGAAGCGUGGGCACCCCCGGGUGCAGCCUCAGCUGCACAGCCUCUCCUGAUCCCUUGUGUGCUUAACUUGAACCUGGGGCCACAUGAAUCACUCCCAGCUGGUCCUGAGUGUGUCCGUGGGAACAGAGUAAAGUUCCUUCUGCCACAGGUUGAGUGGUGGGUGUAUCUUCCAGAAAUCCUCAGUGUCAAAUUAGCAGCUUAAUUCUUAGUUCAUUUCAUAUCGAUGAACUUGAACCAUCUUCUGCCAUCUCUACUGGAAUCAGUUUUUGUUGGGAAUAGGAGUGCUCACCUGUGGGAGUCACCUGUUCUCUCUCAGGCCAUCCCAGUUAAAAGUGAGCCUUGACAGUCCAUGUCAAUGGUGGAAGGAGCUGGACAUGUGUUUGUGACUCUCAGUGCACUGGGGAGUGACUUCUGAUGGCGUGGAAUCUCUGUGAGAAAGCACAGGCCAUAUGUUGAUGGGGAAAGCAGCCAAGGAUUUUGGAGAUUACACAUUUCCUGAGCCCUGGGCCCCGAGUGGGUGGUGGUGAUGAGGUCUGCCUCUGCUCUUCUCAACUGUUUUUAAAUGUGUCUGUGCCGGGAGCAGACGGGAGAGCCAGGAGAUGCACGGGAACUCACAACUGUGGUCUGACGCUUGUUAAAAAGCGGGGCGUGCUGGAGCCUGAGAUGGAGUGCUCUGCUGAGAUCACUGUGUGUGUGACAUGUGUGCAUCUGUGACCUGUAUGGCCUGUCACAUAAACAAGUGGCGAGCCUUGACCACCCCUUGCCCUCAGGGCCGCCCUUCCUAAUGCCAUCCUCACGGUGCUGGUAGGUGGGCAGGGCUUCAGGGCCAGCCCUGCCUCCUUGCACAGCUGCUGACUGAGCCUUCGGAAGCACAGGGCAUAAAGGCCGGCAAGGGGGGUGCCCCGAUGCCCAGACGCCGUCUCAGUUACCACUGAACUCCUUACAAAAUGCCAGUGUUUCAGAGCUGCUCUUCUUGACUGAUGUGGUAGCAGCUACAGGCACCCUGACACUGAAGAGGAAGAACUCGGUUCCAAAUCCUCAGUGUGUUACCAACGCACUUUUCUAGACGCACCAUUAAAUACUUCUCACGCA
Molecule: messenger RNA, 2507 nt
Organism: Condylura cristata (star-nosed mole)
Lineage: Eukaryota; Metazoa; Chordata; Mammalia; Eulipotyphla; Talpidae
Gene: MEAK7
Product: TBC/LysM-associated domain containing 1
Exons: 7
Coding region: 22-1386 (454 amino acids)
Biological process (GO): TOR signaling
Source: RefSeq, a predicted model, not a curated record